Elaeis guineensis (African oil palm) is the source of this 1978-nucleotide messenger RNA. RefSeq lists its product as uncharacterized. Lineage: Eukaryota; Viridiplantae; Streptophyta; Magnoliopsida; Arecales; Arecaceae. The record is from RefSeq and is a predicted model, not a curated record.
CCAGAUGGAUAGAAAGCGAAUAAAAGUCUAGAUUUUGAAUGGAUCACAUGCGAUCUCUGUUCUCUUUCUCGUACUAGUAAUGUUCCCCCCAAACCCUCCGGUGCGUCUGUUGGUUUUGUCCGCCUUCUCGCCCGCUCUCUCCCUCUCCGCACUGCCAGGUGUACUUCCGCGAAGCUUUGGGAGAGUCGAGGGAGGAGGAAAGAUUGGUUUUUGAAGGAGAAAAACAAACGGCGAUUCGAGAUCGAGACAAAUCCGAGCGAAAGGAAAGGCGGGCAGGGAAGAGAAGGGAAGAAGAGAGGAGAGCGUUGCAGGCGUUUGAUGGUAUUGAUGGUGGCUCAAGGGAGGGGUUUUAGUAUGAUGGGAAAAGGCCAGGCCCAGGUGUGCGUUUGGAUUUCUUCGCUCCGCUCUCCUCCAAAAAGAGCCUUCUUUUGAAAAAAAGGAAGAGGAAAAUACGCCCCACAAGAAGUUUCUUCUGAGAGAGAGAGACAGAGAGAGAAGAAGCAAGAGGAAUAGAAAUAGAAAAGGAAAAGGGGAGGAAAGAUCUGAGAGAGAGAGAGAGAGAGGAGGAGGUGGGGGGAGGUUGCUCUUCUUUUUAUGCCCUUUUUUCUUGAAGGAUAGACAAAAAGCCAAAAUAAAAGCAAAAGAUGGCAGAAGAUUGCUGUUCUUUCAAUAAGGAGUCAUUCAUAAUAAAGCCUCCAAAGAAAUCACCGCUUGCAUUGAGGAUGGUUGUCUUGGUUGCUGUUAUGAUCUGUGGUGUUUAUAUUUGCUCUAUGUGUUUAAAGCAAAUAGGGAAUCAUGGUGUGCCCAGAAUAAUAAUGAUCGAACUAGCAGAACUGCCUUGCCAUGAUCCUGGUAUUCCACCAUCUGAGAUUCCUUAUGUGCACUAUCCGGAACCUACCACUUAUAGCAGGGAAGAAUGUGCAUGCACACCAGUUCGAUACUUUGCUAUAUUGUCAAUGCAGAGGUCUGGAAGUGGGUGGUUUGAGACUUUGCUAAAUAGCCACAUUAACAUUAGCUCUAAUGGGGAGAUAUUCUCUGUCAAAGAAAGGAGAAGCAAUAUAUCAGCCAUCAUAAAGACAUUGGAUAAAGUUUACAAUCUAGAUUGGCACAGUAGUGCUUCAAAAAAUGAAUGCACAGCUGCCGUUGGCUUUAAGUGGAUGCUUAAUCAGGGUCUCAUGGCAAAUCAUGAAAAAAUAGUUGAUUACUUCAGGAUAAGAGGGGUCUUUGCAAUAUUCCUUUUUAGAAGAAACCGACUCCGCCAGAUGGUCUCAAUAGUAGCAAACAAUCAUGAUCGAAACACUAAGCAGUUAAAUGGAACGCAUAAAGCUCACGUACAUUCAAAAGAUGAGGCAGAAGUUCUUGCACGAUACAAACCUACAAUUAAUGCCACAUCGUUAAUGUUUCAUCUAAGAAGCACGGGGGAGUCAACCGCCAAUGCGCUUGAGUACUUUAACAGCACCCGCCACAUUGUUGUCUACUAUGAGGAUCUCAUUCGGAACCGCACUAAAAUGGUGGAUGUUCUGGACUUCCUUAAAGUGCCUCAGAGGAAGCUGGCUAGUCGUCAUGUAAAAAUACACACUAGACCAUUAUCUGACCAGGUUCAGAACUGGGAUGAUGUCUACCAUGCCCUUAAAGGAACUCAGUAUGAGAACUUCUUGAAUGCUGAUUACAAAUUGUAGAGUGUGACCAUGAGCUCAGUUGGUGUAUAUAAUUUCCCUUCUUUUCUCCCCUUUCCGAUAGCUGGCUUUUUUGUCCAAUCUUAAGCCAGAAAAAUUUUGGCUGUCGAAAUAGCAUUUGGUGCUUAAAGAAUUAUUCCCAAAGUUUUCCAAGUUUUCUGUUUUCCCUAAGAAUAUGAUUCGAGGUAUGCGAGUUAGCUCCGAGAUGCCUCAUUCCUGUAUAUGGAUUGCUCUUGAUUUUGUGCGUUGACAAUUCAUCAUUCUUGAUGAUUUUUUUUUUUCACUUAGUACAGUGAUUAAUA